Molecule: messenger RNA, 19349 nt
Organism: Syngnathus typhle (broad-nosed pipefish)
Lineage: Eukaryota; Metazoa; Chordata; Actinopteri; Syngnathiformes; Syngnathidae
Gene: efl1
Product: elongation factor like GTPase 1
Exons: 21
Coding region: 240-3206 (988 amino acids)
Biological process (GO): cytosolic ribosome assembly
Cellular component (GO): ribonucleoprotein complex; cytosol
Molecular function (GO): GTPase activity; ribosome binding; GTP binding
Source: RefSeq, a predicted model, not a curated record
AGGAAUGACGUCAUUCGGGGCUUUUUUUUUUUUCGCCCGGCAAAGAUGGACGCGCAUGUGAAUUAGACCACCGUAUCGUCAUAUUCUUCAGCUGAUUUAAUGCACGUUGCUCCGUGCCAUUCGGUGUUUUGUACCAUCAGAAGUUUUAGAAGGCUUGUUUCUCUCUUAUUCACUCGGCUCAAGAGCAGUCUUGAGUUUACAACGCCUGCGUUUUACAGCGUAUUUGCUCAGGGUUCGCAAUGGAUCCUACCACUCUGGAUAGAAUCAUUGAACUGCAGAAAAAUCCAGCCAGUAUUAGAAAUCUUUGCAUAUUGGCACACGUUGACCACGGUAAAACUACUCUUGCGGAUUGCUUAGUGGCAAGCAAUGGUAUCAUAUCAAGCCGCCAGGCAGGGAAGCUAAGGUAUCUGGACAGCAGAGAGGAUGAGCAAAUCAGAGGAAUCACCAUGAAGUCCAGUGCCAUCUCUCUUCAUUUCCAAGAGGGUGAUGAAGAUUUCUUACUGAAUUUGAUUGACUCUCCGGGGCACGUUGACUUCUCCUCUGAAGUUUCCACUGCUGUCCGCCUGUGUGAUGGUGCCAUUGUUGUUGUUGAUGCUGUAGAGGGAGUCUGCCCACAGACGCAGGUCGUACUGCGACAGGCUUGGUUGGAGAACAUCAGGCCCGUUCUGGUCAUUAAUAAAAUCGACCGACUUAUCGUGGAGCUCAAGUUUACCCCUCAAGAAGCUUAUGCACACUUGCAAAAGAUUAUGGAACAGGUGAAUGCGAUCACGGGGACCUUGUUCACAUCCAGAGUGAUGGAGAAGCAAGCAGAGAAAACAAAAGAGGAGCAAGGGUGUGAAACCCCACUCGAAGAUCAAGUGUACGACUGGAGUGCAGGGCUGGAGGAGGCUGAUGACUCUCAUCUCUAUUUCUCUCCUGACCAAGGAAAUGUGGUCUUUGCCAGUGCUCUUGAUGGAUGGGGCUUCAGCAUUAGGCAUUUUGCCCUCAUGUACAGUGAGAGGAUGGGCAUUAAUCCAGAGGUGCUUCUCAAAACCCUAUGGGGCGAUUUCUACCUAAAUGCAAAAGCUAAGAAGAUCAUGAAAGGAGCUCAGGUCAAAGGCAAGAAGCCACUCUUUGUGCAGCUUGUCCUGGAUAAUAUUUGGAGUUUAUACAAUGCUGUUGUUACUCACAGAGACAAGGAGAAAGUUGAGAAGGUGCUAGCAUCUCUUGGCGUCAAGGUGAUGGCCAGGGAUUCUCGUCACUCUGACCCAAAAGUUCUUCUGUCUGCUAUAUGCAGCCAGUGGUUGCCAGUGUCUCAGGCUGUCCUCUCAAUGGUGUGUAAUAAGCUUCCGAGUCCAAUACAGAUAACCGCAGAGAGGGUGGAAAAACUGAUGAGUGUCGGUGUGCGUCGAUUUGACACCUUGCCUGAGAGGACGCAGGAACUGAAAAAUGCAUUUCUCCAGUGCUCAAGCAAUGAAAAUGCACCAGUCAUAGUUUUUGUGUCCAAGAUGGUUGCUGUGGAAACCAAAGCCUUGCCUCACAACAAAAAAAGACCUUUGACUCAGGCAAAGAUUUCCCAGUGCAGGGAAUUAGCGAGACAAAGACAUGCUGAAAGGAUGGCAGCAGCACAGCAGAACCACUCAGUGAAUGCACUUGUGGAUAUUCAGUCAGGAAGACUCUGUAAAGGUGAUGAGAUCGCAACUGAAGGGCUAAAAGAGUCCAAGACAGAGGAGCAAAGAGAGACCUUCAUAGCAUUUGCCAGGGUAUACAGCGGGGUGGUGCAAAAAGGACAAAGAAUAUUCAUACUCGGACCAAAGUAUGAUCCUGCCCAGGGCCUAAGCAUGCUGCCUGAGCAUUGCAAUCCUUCUGACAGUUUACCUGAGGUGCCUCAUCUGUCCUGUUGUUCCAUUGAAAACAUCUACCUGCUCAUGGGCAGAGAACUGGAAGAGCUAGAAGAGGUGCCCUCCGGCAAUGUGCUUGGCAUCAGAGGUCUAGAAGACUUCAUUUUGAAGUCAGCUACAAUUUCCACCACUCCUGCUUGCCCACCCUUCACUCCACUCAACAUUGAGGCAUCACCCAUUGUACGAGUUGCCAUAGAACCAAAACACCCAGGUGAGAUGCCAAAACUGGUGCGUGGGAUGCGUCUGUUGAACCAAGCAGACCCCUGUGCUGAAGUGCUAAUCCAGGAGACAGGAGAACAUGUUUUGAUCACUGCUGGAGAGGUUCAUCUCCAACGCUGCCUGGAUGACAUCAAAAAGUUCGCCAAAAUUGAGAUCAGCGCAUCCAAGCCUAUCAUCCCAUUCCGAGAGACCGUGGUGCGCCCUCCCAAAGUAGACAUGGUGAAUGAAGAUCUUGGCAAGCAGCAAAAAGUGGCUGUCAUUCACCAGGUAAAAGAUGAAGUUUCUCAUGGUCGUGCUACAGGGACCCUUCAUGUUGACAGCAGUGGUUUGGUCACACUAACCACUCCAAAUAAACUGGCCACUGUCAGCGUUCGUGCAAUCCCCUUGCCUCAGGAGGUGACUUGUCUUCUGGAGAACAGCUCAGCACUAAUUCGAACUCUAGAACAAGUCAACAUGACCUUGAGGGAAGGUAGAAAUCUAGACAUUAGUGUUAGGACCUUGGAAGCCAUUACUGACCUCAAGGCCCAACUGGAAAGCAAACUCCAAGGAAGGAAGUGGAGGGAUGCUGUGGAGCAUAUCUGGGCUUUUGGACCUCGCAGGUUUACGUGUUCAUCUCGUCUUACUACGUCGUGCUACAAGUACAGCAGGCAGGUUCUACUCGACAUCGGCGAAAGCGAGUUUUGCAGCGUUCUGAACUUUGAAAAAGAGACAUUAAAGGAGCUCGGACUACUCCGGCCUGAAACAACGCCGGACUCGCCUGCUGCUCCUCCCCCGGAUAGAAAGCGGUGUGCGAGGAGGCAGAAGAGGGGCAAGCGCGGAGGUGUCCGGGCCAGGCUAGCGGCCAACCCAGCUUGCCCGGCCGUGCCUUCCAUUCUUCUGGCGAAUGUUCGAUCGCUGGACAACAAAAUGGAUUACAUUCGACUGCUGAGAUCUACGAAACGGACAGUGAGUGACUGCUGUGUGCUCGUGUUCACUGAGACUUGGUUGACUGUCAACAUUCCGGACUCUGCUGUACAUCUGGAGCAGCUAGCGUGCUAUCAAGAGGACCGGGCCAUUGUAAAGGAGGGGAAAAUCGCGAGGAGGAGGAAUAUGUGUCUCCAUCCGUGACGAAUGGUGCCGGAACUCUGUAGUUGUAUGCAAGCACUGCUCGCCACAGGCGGAGUUUGUGAUCAUUAAGUGCCGUUCUUUUUACCUGCCAAGGGAAUUUACUGCGAUUCUGCUAGUCGCGGUAUACAUCCCGCCUUCCAACAUCGAAGGCGACAGGAUCACGGCUCUGAACUGUACCAGGCUGUCAGUGCACAACAGACGUCGCAUCCUGACUGUUUCACCAUCUUCGCUGGGGAUUUUAAUCAUGCUAACCUAAAGUCUGUUUUUCCGAGGCUUCACCAGCAUGUUAAUUUUCCAACACGUGGUGACAGCUUCCUGGACCUGGUCUACACUACACCUUUAUGCUUUCAAAGCCACCCCCCUCCCCCAUAUUGGGCUUUCUGACCAUAUCUCUGUUAUGCUUAUGCCCGCGUACAGACAAAGAGUGAAAGCAUCCAGGCCGGUUUGCAAGCGGGUAAGUUUAUGGCCUUAGGGUGCCUCUGAUGCGAUUCGAGACUGCUUUGACACAACUGACUGGGAAAUGUUUAAGCAGGCAGCCACUUGCAACGAUCAGACGGACAUAGAGGAGUAUACUGACUCUGUUUCCUCUUACAUCACGAAGUGCAUUGAUGAUGUGACCCACACAAAAUGCAUCGUCACUCGGGCUAACUGGAAGCCAUGGCUGACAGCGGCUAACCUCAGGCUGCUGAGGGCCAGGGACAAAGCCUUCAGAGCUGGGGAUGAGGCUGGCUUGAGAACAGUGAGGGCCGACCUGUCCCGGAGCAUCAAGGAAGCAAAAAAGGCAUUCUCUUGCCGGAUUACCGCCCACUUCAAGGACAGCAGGGACACAUGGAGCCUAUGGCAAGGCAUUCAGACCAUCACGGACUACAAGCCCGCGCCGCAGAGCUGUGAGGGAAACAUCUGUCUGCUCAACGAUCUGAACAGCUUCUUUGCUCGCUUUGACGCUCAGAACAGCACUUGCCCGCUGAAGACCCCUCCACAUGAGCAGCCCCUGUGCCUCUCUGCCGAUAGAUUGAACAGGACGCUUCUCGCUAUCAACACCCGUAAGGCGGCGGGCCCAGACAACAUCCCAGGUCGAGCGCUGAAGACUGCGCUGAGGAGCUGAUGGGUGUCUUCACGGACAUCUUUAACAUUUUCAUGCAGCAGGCCAUCGUCCCAUCAUGUUUCAAGGCUGCCACUUCGGCUGUGCCAAAGAAACCUGCUCCAUCCUGCUUCAAUGACUACCGCCCCGUGGCACUGACACCCAUCAUCAUGAAGUGCUUUGAGCGGCUUGUCAUGGAGCACAUCAGAUCCAUUCUCCCCCCAUCAUAGACCCCUUCCAGUUUGUGUACCGAGCCAAACGGUCCUCUGAGGAUGCCAUCUGGUCUUCCCUCCACUCAGCCCUCACCCACCUGGAAAGAAAGGAGUAUGUGAGAUUGCUGUGUGUGGACUUCAGUUCUGCAUUCAACACCAUUGUACCACAGCGACUCAUCUGCAAACUCGACAAGCUGGGCCUCAGUACCUACCUCUGCAACUGGCUACUGGACUUCCUCUGUCAGAUGCCUCAGGUAGUACGUGUUGGCGACAAUGUCUCCGCCAGCAUCACUCUGAGCACGGGGGCCCCCCCAAGGCUGCUUGCUCAGUCCGCUGCUCUUCACCCUGCUGACGCAUGACUGCACUGCGACUUACAGAAGCAACCGCGUGCUGAAAUAUGCCGACGACACGACUCUGGUGGGUCUCAUCACCGAGGGCAACGGGACUCGGAGGUCGACCUUCUGGCCACGUGGUGCAGGGACAACAACCUCCUCCUGAACGUCAAGACCAAGGAGAUUGUUGUUGACUCCCGGAAGCGUCACACCGAACACCUGCCACUGACCAUCGAUGGUGCUGUGGUGGAGAGAGUGAGCAGCACCAGAUUCCUGGGGGUGCACAUCAGUGAGGACCUCUCCUGGACCACCAACACUGCAUCACUGGCGAAUAAAGCUCAGCGCCGCCUGUACUUCCUGCGGAAACUCAGGCGAGCAAGUGCUCCUCCGGCCAUCAUGACCACUUUCUACCGUAGCACCAUUGAGAGCGUCCUCUCCAGUUGUAUCGGUGUGUGGGGUGGUAGCUGCACUGACUACUAUUGGGAAGAGGUACAGGAGCCUGCGCUCCCGCACCACCAGACUCACCAACAGCUUCAUACUCCAGGCUGUUAGGAUCCUGAACUCUCUCCCCCCUCCUGCGUAACGUCCUGUACUUUUGCGCUAUAUUCUGACUGUCUGCUGUAUGCACACUUGCUCCAUUUUUGCUCCUCCUAUUUAUUAUGUUGUUUAUUUGUUAUUUAUUUAUUCAUCGCUCUUAUUUAUUCAUUGUUUGUGCCUUCUUGUUUUUACUUUUUUAGUGUUGUUUACUUGUGUGUAUAUUGUAUACUAUGUCUUGUCACCGUGGGAACGUAAUUUCGAUCUUUGUGUGUCUUGACAUGUGAGGAAAUUGACAAUAAAGCAGACUUUGACUUUGAAAUGCAAUACAGGCUCUUUAUUUGGAGAAAGGUUAGAGGAGAUGAGGAGAGCUGUAAUGCCGAAAGAGCAGGACGAUGAGGCAAUCUUGACGAUCAAGUCAGAGAGCAUGCCUCGUGCAUCAUCGAAGCAAACGGGCAUAGCAAGCUCAUGGUCGGGGACAGGCAGAAGGUCUAGCCAAGCAGAAUCCAAAGCCGACCAUAUAAACAAGUUAUCGCUAAUCAGCGAAUCAGGAAACAGGCAUUGCACUACACAGCAGAUCAGGCAAACGUUUUUUUAGGUGGCAUAGCAGAACCAGGUGGCAGGCAUACGUGUAUUGAGGCAGACGAACCACCGCAGACUGAUGGGGUUUAAAUCCAUGCCCUGGCAGCGAUGAGCACUUAUUAGCGAGCGCAGUGUCGCAUUGAAUGUGCGCGCCCCUGUAAACCAGCACGAGGGCACGUCAGCUGCGCUUACGGUAGGGUUUUUUUUGCGUUUUGUGAAGCCCUAAAGAAUGUUCCUAAAAGUCAGUUUAACUUUAAAAUGUUUAAAAAGUGUUUAAAAAUACAUUUAUAAAAGUCUUGUGCGGAUAUUGUAAAAAUAUUGACUCCACAAUAUGGAUUUUAACCUAUAUGAGUCGUGGAACCAUUUAUCAGCAAUAAACGAGGGAUCACUGUACACAUCAAUGAUAUUGAAAUGUGAUUUGUACUAAGUGUGCGCAAAUUAUACACAGGGGUGGGAGGAUAAUCACAGUUGAAGGAAUUGAACUACCUGAAGACAACAUACCGUUUUUUUCCAUGUAUAAUGCGCCCCCAUGUAUAAUACGCACCCUAAAAAUGGCAUGUCGAUGCUGGAAAAAAGCCUGUACCCAUGUAUAAUACGCACCCAAAUUUUGACUCUUACUUAAGUCCGUAAACGUAAAAUUAUUUCAGAAAAAAUAUCAUCUUUGGGAACAACCAUGUUAUUCUGUCAGUCAGUUUCACUGCGCAUGCGCUAGCAAACUCAAUAGCGAAGAAAUGUUUCGGAUUUUUGUAGGGUACAUUGUAACCGCAAACGAGCAGGUGAUCGAGCAAGCGUCUGAUACGAGAGCAUUGUGUUCGUAUGUAGCGCGUUUUUGAAGUGAACAGCAGAGAAGAAAGCGCAUCUGUAAUGGCGGCCUCCAUAUCAUAUCCGGAUAAAAAAAAAAAAAAAAAAACUUUUUUUUUUUCCAUGUAUAAUGCGCACCCCAGAUUUUAGGACAAUAAAUUAGUUAAAUUUUGCGCAUUAUACAUGGAAAAAAACGGUAGCUACAACUACUCUGAAAUUCCACAACCAAAUAGCAAUUCUGAAGAGCUUGGAGGUCAGCCACAGCCAAAUACCUAAAGAGUGAGGCAGUUUCUGCAUAGUCAGCUGAAUGGCAAAAAUAUGAUCCAGGCCAUUAACACCUAUGCCUUGACAGUAAUCAUAUUCUGUAUCCUGUUGGCAUAAUUCCCUGGCCACUGGAAGAGCUGUAAGGCACUGAUAUCAGGAUUAGAAAGCACUUUAUAAUGCACGAAGGGUUCCACCCCAAUUGCAGUAUCCUGAGGCUGUAUACAAAACAGAAAAGGGGGGCCGUGGACUACGUUCAGGAUACUAUCCAGGAGAAGAAAAAAAACCUCCAAUACAUCAAGAUGGCCCCGAGGGACGAAUGCCACAGGCAACAGAAUCCCAGUAAGGACAGGAAGGUAUAUGAACUGUCAUGGAAACACAAGCUCCUGCAUUGCAUGUACCACCAUCAAACAGAAGGUGUGGUUGACAUUGAGAAAACAUACCAAUGGCUGGGAAAGCCUCAAAACGAAAGUGUGGUAUUAAUUCAUGGCAGAACAAGACAGGCACUAAACACAAGCUCUUUUGAGGAUGUUUUACAUUUUUCUCAGGAGGUUUAUUUCUGAAAACCUCAAGAAAAUACAAUAAUAAAGCAGUGACUUAAAAUGUGCUAUUGAACACUGAUUGAUAAACUAAAUUUUUUAAGAAAAAAAUAUAAUGAUAAACGAGGCUACAUUUGAAGGCAAGCUAGUUAUAUGUAUCGAAGCAGUCGAUCCAACCAUAUGUACCAUAAUUUUCGGACUAUAAGUCCCUCCGGAGUAUAAGUCGCACCAGCCAUAAAAUGCCCAAAAAUGUGAAAAAAAACAUAUAAGUCGCUCCGGAGUAUAAAGUCGCGUUUUGGGGGGCAAUUUAUUCGACAAAAUCCAACACCAAGAACAGACAUGAACAAGCAACAACAGGCUAAACGAUGCUGUAUGCUAACGUGACAAACACAAACGAGGAGCUGAGAACGGGCGUGACGUAACAUUCAGUUAUUUAAAAAAAACUAUUACAUAAAUAACACGUUUAUAAAACGAUAUAUAAACUAUAUUUUAAAUAACUAUCACAUAAACAACAAUAUUAUCAAACCAUUUGUGUCACUCCAAAUCAUUAAAUCCAUCGAUCGAAUUUCUCGUCUUUUAUCGUUCGUCCUUUGUCAACAAUGCCGUGUGCCGCGCCGCAGUUCAAAUUAUUCCACAGGCCCAUACAAUGAUAUAUAAACUAUAUUUUAAAUAACUAUCACAUAAACAACAAUAUUAUCAAAUCAUAUGUGUCACUCCAAAUCAUUAAAUCCAUCGAUCAAAUUUCUCAUCCUUUAUGUCAUCCUGGUGACAGAGGACAUGUCCAGAGGAUAUGGCGCUUUAAAGUGUUAAUUACUUUAUUUGAUUUUUCUCUCUCUAUUUUUCAUGUUUUGAAUAUGUUCAAGAUAAAGAUAUCAAAGCAUGUGAAGUGAUCAAGUAUACUAAAAAUAACAUGUGAAGUGGUCAACUAUACUUGUAAGUGAUGUGUUAAUGAUCAAGUAAAAACUUGUGAAAAAUGUUAGGGUGGUGAUCACUCUAACUUAUUUUGCAAGAACCACACGGAGACAAGUUAGUCGUUUUGGGCACCUGCAGGCGGAGAGUUCACUCGUCGCUGUGCUUACAGCGAUGGUCGAAUGAAGUCUGACUCUCCCUUCCCACAAGAGCAUCUUUAUUAAGAGAAAAAGGGUGGGGGUGACCGUAGACUGAAUAAACAAGUUAAAGCUUUUGACCUCUAGAUAAACAGAGCAGGGAAUGUUUUCCGACAUUGUUUAGGAUGGGACAAAGCUAGGUGGUUUAUUACCGGUUACAUACCAACGUAAGCAUAAAACUAAUCUACCUAAGUUAUUUAUUACCGGUUACAUACAUUCCAACAUAAUCAUAGAUCAAGAUAGUUUGGAAAACCCUGACAUGUCCCUCCUGUUUUAUCAUAUGAUUAUGUGAACCCGAUCAAUCAAACAUAAGUAACAAAAUACAAAGAAGAAUAGUAAAAAUAAGAAAAACAAUAAUAAAAAAGAUCAAUAAAAAACUGAGACGACAGCGGACGGGUCGGGGAACGUGUAGGGUGAAACACGACAAAAACAACAAACAAUGAUAGCAACAAUCUCCAGUGAAGAUGAGGUCUUCCCUCAAUACUCCAGUUCAAACUUGUGUGAUCUAAAAACCUGCUGGCCGAUGUUAAAUAUGCAGGAAAAGUCUCACACGGUCCCUCUGCCUUAGGCGACCAGAAUGCUAUCAAUAAAAAAAAUAAAAAGAAAAACACAGAAACAGUACAUCAUUGUAUCCAUCACUUGCGAAGCAUUUUCGAUGGUCAAAUCAUCAAGUUUCUGUAAAACACGCUCAGUAUAAUAGCACCUACGCAAUCCGCGUUUCAUCAUGGUCAUCACAUCCGUCACGACUAAGAAGUUGUAUAUGUACGUGUGCUACGGUAGAAGAGACGACCCUCGUCACAGCAGACUUCAAACAUGGGAAAACACAGGUCGUAAACAAGCAUAACAACACCAGCACAACAAGCACAGGAGACACUAGUUUCAACAGCAGUCGCCACCAGCUGCCAGAGAAUAGCCAUGAAAAGAAACCCCACUGUUGUGGAACUUUGUCAUUUGACAUGGCCUGCUGUAAGUUCUUCAGUGAAGCCAUGGCGUCGUAGAUGUGUGUGUCAUUUUCUCCAGGAAUGUAUGUGCAACAGGAAGUCCCAAUGAUGUGGCACACACCACCUUGUGCUGCCGUCAACAAGUCCAGAACCAUCCUGUUUUGCAAGACCAUCAGCCUAAUAGCCUGAACCACUCUAUUUCAUCCAUCCUUGACUUGUAGUGAGAGAUUCGCAAAGGAUUGAAAACGAUAGUUCAGUGUCUCGAUGAAGAGUGAAUGUUUUCCAACUCCGACCCAGGGAAAAAGCGCAUGAACAACUUUGUCUCCAACGGACCAUACUUUAUGGUCGUCUGGAACAUUCGCACCCCAGAUGGGGUCAUGAGGGUCAAAGGUUGCAACCGCUCUGCGUUGACGUCCAGAAGAGUUGUGUGCUGUCGUCAGGUGUCGAUGUCGUAUCCUGUAGGUGUGGUCUGUCACCCACACUGGUACACACACUCCUGUCCAGUUGGCGGGCAGCAUUGGAUAAACCUUGUGACCACACAGCCACCAGUCAUUCUGUAUGAAGUAUGUUCCGUUCGAUGGUGCAGACAUGUUAGUCGGAGAGCCCUCCCCAACUGAAAUGGCUCUCCUAUCUUGACACUCAGCUGCGAUGUCAAAAGCUCCCAUCCAGUUUCCUCCUGGAGAGCAGUCACUGUCAAUGCAUUUGUGGGUCUUACUUCCUUGGAUGUAACACGUAUAGUUCACUCCAGGUCGCCGCUCUGUGUAGGCCACCUGCGGUAAUGUUCGUCCUUUAACAGUCACAUUGAGGUUUGUCCAGAAAAGCUUAUCACAGGUGCCUUCCACAAGUCCAGGGCGGAAAGGGUCGUCAUCACUCACUUUGAUGGCGGGGUGUUGAUAUCCAACUCCUCCCAUGGAUGCCAUACAUUUUGCUUCAGUGACAUUCAUUGCUCUGGCCUCCAAGUGAACUUGCGUGGAGGAAGGGGGGAGUUUCGAACACACAACAUCCCUCCUGUGUGUGUGCUCUCACAGUGAACUUAACGUACCAGUACCACAUGUUGGUUUCGUAUGGGUUUUUGGGGUCCCAUGACCAGUCCUCAAAGUUCUCAUCGUGUGACCAUCGUUUUCCACGGUCAACAUUGUCACUUGGUCUGUUCAAAUGAGUCCAUAGACCAUAGCACGCUCCAACCACAACGCAGCAGAGGAUCCAUCUGGCAUAUGGAGCCCCGUUGCUACUAGGAUGGCAGAGACACCGGGACAUCCCCUCGCCUAGCGGAGUGGGGAUCGUUGUUUUCUUCACCAACAUUGAGACGUCCCACCCUAAAUGAUAGGACCCCUUUGAAGUUAGCCUUCCCCACCACUCCGAAUUAGGGGUCCAGCACUCUCUGCAACUUGCAGUGGCUGAGGUGAAUCCAGCUUGGCCGUUCAGCAAUCUUCACUGCGGUGGGGGUAGUCAGCAAGACUUGGAAUGGUCCCUCCCACCGUGGGCUGACCCAGUUCUUUCUUUUAACGACCUUGAUGUAGACCCAGUCUCCUGGAUUGAUGGGGCUGUCGACCUGUGAGGAGGAAAGAUCAGGCGGCAGUAAAUUUGCAUUUGACACAUCUUUCAGUUUGAGCGUCCUUAUCAUAUAGUCUGCCAAGGACUGUUCUUCAUCUGCUUUUUGCAAAUCUGCAGGGAACAAAGGUAGUCUAUAUGGUCUCCCAUGGAUGAUUUCGAAAGGUGUUAGCUCUUCUGAAGUGGGAGUAAUUCUCAUAUAGAGCUUCACUAAGUCUAGGCACUCUGGCCAAGAUCUGCCUGUUGUUUCCAUGCAUUUUUUCAACCUGCUUUUGAUAGUGGAGUUUGCUCGUUCCACCAGGCCAGCGCUCGCAGGAUGCCAAGCGCAGUGGUUUUUUAAUGUUAUCCCAAGGUGUACAGCCAUGUUCUGUACGACUUGGUUCACAAAGUGUGGACCAUUGUCACUGUAAAUGGUUUGGGGGAUGCCAUGAGUCGGUAUGAUGGCUUUGCAGAUGGCUUUUGCCACUGUUAAGGCAUCUGCUCGUUUAGAUGGAACUAUUUCCACCCAUUUGGAAAAUGCAUCAAUCAUCACUAAGCAGUAUUUGUGAGGUCCACUUUGUGUGAGCUCAAUAAAAUCCAUGUGCAUGAUUUGAAAUGGCUAAGACGGUUUUGGAAAUGAGCCUCUCUUAGGUCUCAUAUUUCCUCGUGGAUUAUGUUUCACACAAACAGGACAUGCUUUACAACAUUUUUUUAAGUAAGCAUCUAAACCAAAGGUAGUGAAUUGUUGAUGUAUGAUAGACUUCAUCCCUCCUGUCGACACAUGGCAAGGCCCAUGAGUCGCAAUCGCUGCUGCCUUAAAAAGUGAUUUUGGUAAAACAGGGCUGUCAUUGAUGCGGUGGAUAUUAUCUGUAUCCAUCAUUGCACCUUUUGUCGUCCACAUUCGUUUUUCCGCCAUUGGAGCAUUGCCCUGCAUAUCUGUCAGUAUAGUCUUAUCUAUUAGUUGCGUGUCCUCUGAAUCUAUUAAAAAGAAUUCAUGUCCAUGUUUCCCUGCUGCUGCUUCUUUAGCAAUUUUGUCUGCUAAUCUGUUUCCAUUUGAGACUUCAUCUGUGCCAGUGGUGUGAGCAGCACAUUUACACACAGCUAGUUUAGCAGGUAAAUGAAUGGCCUGCAACAAGUCUUUUAACAAGGAGGCAUGGGUAACCGGCUUACCGGUCGAUGUUGUCAUCCCUCUGCGCUCCCAUUGUUUCGCAAAAUAGAACAGAGUAGAAAACGCAUACUGACUGUCUGUGUAUACAGUGACUUAUCUUCCGCUAAUAGACAAGCUCUUGUUAGCGCAAUUAGCUCAGCAGCCUGCGCUGACCUGUUGUAUAGAAGCUUCUCUGCUUCAACAAUCUGGUUUGGCAAUCUCACAAUUGCAUACCUACUUUGAUUGUUCCCUCUAGGACCCUUUUAACAUGACCCAUCCACAAACUACCUUUCCCCUUUGUCAAGUGGUGUGUCAAUUAAAUCUUGUCUGGGCAGCUGUAGAUGUUCUGUAGCAUCCAAACAGUUAUGUGGUGAACCAUCCCCUGGCAACGGAAUCAACGUUGCUGGGUUAAGGACUGUGCACCUCUUUAUCACAAUGUGUGGUUGUGACAGAAGUGUAGCAGUGUAGGAUAGGUGUCUGGCAGGUGACAAAAAGUUCAUUUUGCUUCAUAGUAGCAACACAUCUACAGCAUGUGGAACUAGCAGCUCCAUUUUGUGAAAGAGCACCACAUCUGCAGAUUGUCUCACUGCAAGCGCUGCCGCGCACACUGCUUGGACACAGUCUGGCAAAGAUUGAGCCACUGGAUCCAAUUUUUUGGAAUAAAAUGCAAUUGGUCUUAGUUUGCUGCCAUGACUCUGCAGCAACACUGAGGUCAUAAAACCAUUCUUGCAGUCUGCUGUUUGCACAAAGGUUUUAUUGUAGUCUGGCAAGAUAAGAGUUGUAGUUUCUAUCAGAGCCUGUUUCAGCACCACAAAAGCAUCAUCUGCUACUGGUGUCCACAUUAUUUUUUCCGUCAUUGCCAUGGGGACUCCAUGCACAAUGUUCAGCAGUGGUUGUGUUUUUUCCGCAUAAUGUGGAAUCCACGCUCUACAGUAAUUGCAGAGUCCCAAAAAUGACAUCAUUUGUUUUUUUGUUUCAGGUUUCGGUGCAUCUGCAAUGAUCUGCUUUAUGGUUCUCUGUAUCUGUCUUCCAGAAGCUGACAAAGUGUGACCUAAAUAGUUCACUUCCUGUCUGACCCAUUGUAGCUUGUUCUUGCUCACUUUAUUCCCUGUUUUGCAGAGAAAGUGUAACAAUGCUAAGGAGUCUUCCUUGCAAGCAGCUUCAGUUUCAGAGGCUACCAGGAGAUCAUCUACAUCAGGGGUCACCAAACUACGGCCCGCGGGCCGGAUACGGCCCGCGGGACCGUUUAAUCCGGCCCGCCAACCCUGAAUAAAUUGUAUUAUUAAACUUUUUUUUUUUUUGCUCAUUUUGCCGUCAAUGACUGCGUUUCCCCAGUAGAUGGGGAAGCGCUCGCCUGCGCAUUUACUACCGGAAGCCGUGUCAGAAAGCUCGGUGCACACUCACAAGUGCGUGUACGGACAUGGCGCACUCGCGCUCUAUUUGUAUCAGUCCCGAAUUUAGAGCGUGGGCUGUGACGACAGCAUUCUUGUAAUUUGCGCGCUGAGCUUUCAGAUGCAGUUUUGCGCUAAAGCCACCCACAAACCUUCCCCUGGAAUCCUUCCGUUAAAAUGUCGCCCAAGUAAAGCAGGGUGAACACAGUGCCGAGCGUUUAAAAGAGCCAAUUUGGCUCGACGUACGCGACGUGACGUUCAGCCACAUGAACGUCAACAUCUACCCGUCACAGAUCGAGGUAAACGGACCAACACCUCGGAUCUCGCCUAAGAAUUGCCACAACAAAUUUUACUCCAGACUAUGACGCACUAUCAAACUUUAACAAAAAAGACAGCGGUGUCUACAAGCCUACUGGAACCUACAAAAGGAUUAUAAGGAAGGAACACAAGAACUUUAAGAGACUGCUCAUAUGUGUCAGAGAGGUUCUGCUCUGACAACUGAGCUGAACUUUUAUCUGUUAAGAUUGUGCAUGGCACAACAGAAAGUUAAUGUUCCAUGUUUUUUUUUCUAUGAAGUACCCAGAGAGAGUUGUUUAGUUAUUAUUUAUUUCCUGUUUUUUCUGUGAAGAACUCAGAGAGGGUUUAGUUAUUAUUUAUUUCAUUAAUAGUGUUAUUAUUUGUUUCCUGACUUUUUUUCUGUAAAGAACCUGGAAAGGGUUAUUAAAUAACCGUUAUUUGGUUAUGUGUGGCUUUCUGGAAAAGAAUAAAUUUUUUAAGCUCCCCUACGAUCGUCACACUUUUUCUGUUACAAACUGCCACCGGCCCGCCAUCAGAGAAGGGAAAGGUUAUGUGGCCCUCACAGGAAAAAGUUUGGGGACCCCUGAUCUACAUAAACUAGAAGUUGGCUUUUGUUUGACAUCUGAAAAUCAGCCAAACGCAAACCAAAACUGUGAGUCUGGGUGAAUUGGCACUGAGAAAAAUGCAUUGCUAAGAUCAAUUACUGUGAAAAACUUCUGGUUAGGUUUCAAAGUGUUCAGAAGUGUGUGUGGGUCAGGCACAUUAGGUGCUCUUGUCUGCACUGCAUCAUUCACUGCUCGUAAAUCUUGUAUCAUUCGCCAAUCAAUUUUAUUGGCCUUUUGGACUGGAAAAAUAGGAAUGUUGCAAGGAGAAUCCGAGCACUUCCUAAUGAUUCCUCCUGUCAAAAGAUCAUUUAUAACAGGGGCAAUCCCGUUUAUUGCCUCCUGUUUUAAAGGAUAUUGCUUAACUCUUGGACGCCACUCUGAUCUUGGUUUGAUCUGUACUGGUGGAAUGGACGUUAAAAGUCCUACAUCAGAUGGGCCCUUUGUCCACAGUUUUUCAGGAAGUCCAGCCAAUUCCUCCUCAUCCUUCUCAUUCAAACAAAUGUCAACUAGUCAGGUUAGCGCACAAGCGCAUGCCCUACCAACAGCUACUUCACACACUGUUUGCUUCCACAUGUCACAACUGGUACUGUAGCUCCACCCAUCACCUUUGUCCUCAUAAUCAGUGACAGAUCCAGCAAGUUUAAUUCGGCAACCCACAUCUGCCCAUGUUAUACUGUGAGGUUUGAACAAUGAAAUGUGGGGUACAGCCGACAACUUGUAUUUGUCUUUCUGAGGAGCGGGCAGGAGCACAGCAGCAGCUGCAAAUGACCCGCGAUCUGUGUACAGAGCAGUGAUUGUUAAAGUUACUUCUGUGUCACUGAGAAAACUUUCAAUAUAGUCAUCAUGUGGAUCAGUGAGGAUAUUCAUGGUGACAUGUAAUUGAUUACAAGUCAUUUCUGAUUCAGGUCGUGACAAUUGUUUUCGAGCUUCACUCAGCAAUCUGCUUGGUAGCUUGGGAUUCCGUUCGGGAGUGAUGUCAUAGGAGCAGGAAAUCUGUUCACCUGCUUGUGCAGCAUAUGCGUCUACAUCUCUCACUCUACAUGCUCGCAUGCCAUCCUUUACUGGAAUUAUUGCAAUUCCCAACCGAGUCAUCAGAUCUCGUCCCAGCAGGUUUAUGGGACAUUUUGGCGAUAGAACAAUCGAGACUGAAGCUAUGACUCCUGUUUCAUCAUCUCUCACUACAACUGGAUUGGAGAUACUCUCCUUGUGUACCUGCCCAUAAGCAGAUUUCACCCAAAUUGUAUUUUGGGAGGCCUUCAGAUUAGGGACUUAAGUUUUUAUUACGGUUUUACAAGCUCCGGUAUCACACAAAAACUCAACUUCACUUCCUCCAAUGUUUAAGGUAACAUAUGGUUUUUCUUUUAAUGCACUCAGAAUGUCCCAUGCUGUAUGGACAUCUACUAUUUCUUCCUCUGUAGGAGCACAAGAGGUCAUAGGGGGGCAAUCUAGUCAUGCUGAGAAUUUGGCUUUCCCUCUGCCCCUUCCUCUACCACUUGAUUGGUUUUGUUUUUUUCUAAAACACUCUUUUGACCAGUGUCCACGUUUCCCACAGUUCCAACAGUUGUCUGAAUCUGAUGAGGAUUUUGAAUUAUGUGGCGGCCUGCGACCUUGUUGGCCUCUACCACCUCUGCCCCUCUGGGACCUUUGGAAGAAGACUGUUGUAUCUUCAUCUAGGUCAUUAACGUCUAGAUGAAAUACAUCAGAACUUUUGCCUUUUUUUAUCAUUUUUUCAGCAUGUCUGGCCCAUUGCAUAGUUGUUGCAAUAUCUACUUCCACCAAAUGUUUCCUCACCCAGUUGCCUAUUUCAGGGCGGAAAUUAGUAAGGAGCGCAUUUUUAAGCUGUUGCUGAUAAGUACUCUCAGCUGCAUCAUUGAAUGGGAUGCCACUAUGCACCCUGAAUUCUUUUUCAAAUCUCAAGCGAAAAUCAUCAGUAUCUUCCCCAGGCUUUUGUUUUAUUCCUGCCAAAUGACCAUAAUUCGCUCGUCUUUGAAAUAUAGUUCGCACUCUUUGCACAAGAUCAUUCCAUUGUGCUGCAUAAUCCCCUCCCAAUUGAUUUCCCUCAACGGGAUAGGGAAAAGGCCCUUGAUUAUUUCUACCUGUGUAAUUUCCUCUAACGUUUGCCCAGUCUUUUCCCAAGGAAGACAUUGCAGCUUCUCAUGCCCAUUUAGUCUAUAAGAAUGUAUGAUUCCAGCCAUGUCCUCUGCCCAUUUUUCUGGGUCUUCAGCAACAGGGGUAACCCCUUCAACUGCUUUCCUUGCCUCUUCCAAAGUCCAUGGCCGAAAAACAUAUGUAUGUGGAGGUUGACCUUCCCCUACAAUAGGGUUUGGCACUUGGAUCAUUGGGCACACAUCAACAUUGUCUAAAUUUUGGGAAAAUCUAGCAGCAGUGGUUAAACCUCUUGUUUGUACAGGGCUUCUAAUCAUUUGACCCUGACCUUUUUUGCUGUUAUAUGGGGGAGGGCGCAGGUCUGUUAAGCUUGGAUACAAGUUUUGCGCACAAGCGGACAGCCUCUCUUGCUCCUCUGCUUGCGCUGCAUCCGGGACAGUGCGCCUGCGCACUGUGGCCUCAUUGUCUUCCGGCCUGACAAACAUGGCCGGAAUCAUCACUUUUCAUCUUUCUAUCUUUUGUCUUUUGGAUUUGUUCUCUUCUCUCUUGUGAAGCAUUCAACCAUAUUCUAGCACAAAUCAAUUCUUUCUCUUUUCUUUUCUUUUUCAGUCCCUCUGACUUCCUAUUCACACUCUCCUCCAAAACAUCAACCACUAUCUUCCACACUUCAACUUUCAACUUCCCUUCUACUCCAUACUUUUUCUUCCACUUCAGCAUGUAUUGCAUACAAUUAACAAAUUUACUCGCCAUGUAUUUCUCAUCUCCGUCAAGAGCUAGGGAUUUACCGUUUUUAUUCCCCAUCUUAAUUUGGUAUUUUAGGUUUAUACAAUUUUUUUUCUUAGAAAUUUAUUAUUUUUCUUUGAGGAUCCUCAAUGCAAGUUUAAAUUGACCUUUCAACAAUUACUAGCCUGUAUUAUUGCCGUGGAUCAAUGCUAGAACUGCUAUUUAGUACAUUUAUCCUACCAGUCACACUUUCUCAACCACACAAAUUUCUUAUCCCUGCCCACGCGAAGUCCUCUUUUAAAAAUAAAAGAGCUGCUUCAUCCGGAUGGGGGACUCUACAACACCCCUUCCUUCCCUGGGAACUAAAGACAACCGUCCAGUUACCCAGCCCUGCCAACGCGAAAUUGUCCCCUUAGAACAGUGGUUGUCAAAUCAGGGUACACGGAGGUACGUGAGAUUUGACAAAAAUAUUUUGAAAACCACUGCUCCAGAAGAGCCACUUCAUCCGGAGGGGGACUCUACAACACCCCCUCCUUCCACAAGACUUCUUAUCUUCUGUCUUGCCUAUUUUUAUUCCUGUGCACUUUUACGCGUUUCACAACAACACAAUCCCACAACUUUAGGGCUUUAACUUACUUGUCCCCUUGAUUCGCUGUUCAACACCGGGUCCCGUCAAUCCACAUCUGUCAGACGAAGGCAGACCUAAGAUGCUGGCCCAGCGAAGAAUUUCCUUCCCAGGUCUUUCUUUACCAGGUCCGGCUAAAUGGACGCUGGCCCGUCGACGGUGUACAGCGUGUCGUCCUCCGUCAGCCAGAUGGUGGGUAUGAGGGUCCCGGGUUUCGGCACCAAAAUGUUAGGGUGGUGAUCACUCUAACUUAUUUUGCAAGAACCACACGGAGACAAGUUAGUCGUUUUGGGCACCUGCAGGCGGAGAGUUCACUCGUCGCUGUGCUUACAGCGAUGGUCGAAUGAUGUCUGACUCUCCCUUCCCACAAGAGCAUCUUUAUUAAGAGAAAAAGGGUGGGGGUGACCGUAGACUGAAUAAACAAGUUAAAGCUUUUGACCUCUAGAUAAACAGAGCAGGGGAUGUUUUACGACAUUGUUUAGGAUGGGACAAAGCUAGGUGGUUUAUUACCGGUUACAUACCAACGUAAGCAUAAAACUAAUCUACCUAAGUUAUUUAUUACCGGUUACAUACAUUCCAACAUAAUCAUAGAUCAAGAUAGUUUGGAAAACCCUGACAAAAAAAAACAUACAUAAGUCGCUCCUGAGUAUAAGUCGCCCCCCCACCCAAACUAUAAAAAAAAACGCGACUUAUGGUCAGAAAAUUACGGUACGUAUAGUGUACGUAUGUAUCUAUAUAUCUAUAUAUCUAUAUGUGUCUAUGUAUCUGUAUGUACGUAAAUGCUGAAGUUGUGUACGCCAUAAGAUAAAUACUAAUUUGCUCUGUUUUAGUCCCAGUUUAACUUUUUGAAAUGUUGGCAUUAUACGUACUUAGCCGAUUCAAACUUCAGGUCCAGAACCGCACCAGUUCAAAGGCUUGAUGUCAAAGUCAGCUUUGUCAUUCUCUUCACAUGUCAAGACACACAAAGAAAUCGAAAUUACGUUUUCUCUAUCCCACGGUGACGAGACAUAUUACACGAUAGACAUACAAGUAAUCGACACAAUAUAAAAACAAGAAGGCACAAACAAUAAAUAAUAAGAAUGAUGAAUAAAUAAUAAAUAAACAGAUAAGACAAUAAAUAAGAGGAGCAAAACGGAGCCAGUGUGCAUACAGCAGACAGUAAGCGUAGCGCAAAAGCAGGGCUGUGGACUCUGUUCGGACUCUGGGACUCGGACUCGGUCGGACUCGGUCAUUUUUGCCGGACUCGGACUCGAACUCGGACUCAGUGCUGAUUUUGACCGAGUCCGACAAUAAAAAAAAAAAGAGGCAAGACGCAGCCAGAGAGUGUCAC